CCUUUGUCGAACUCCACGCAUCAGCAAGUCUCACAGAUGGACAAUCAUCAACGGUCCAGACUGCUGAGUCCGUCAGGUGUCACCUGGAGUCGACCGCACUGUAGCUAUGUGCGGAAGACUCCCUAGCCGAAGAUACUCCGCCGGGGACAUGUCCGCGUAAGAGCCAAUCAUUUACAUCCCAAAACCGUCAUCACUGAAGAGGUGCUGUCGGUUUUUGGGUCUCUCUGUCCUUAGGUUCAACAUAUUUUAUGAUACCAUUUAGAUUCAAGGCGAGUCUUUGUCAUUUGCCGAUUCCGUCACGAUGAGGCCGACGCUAUCCCGGUCAUUUCAAUACUCUCUCCGAGUGCUCGGCCAUGAGAACCCCUUGGGACUCCCCAAGUCAGGCACGCCGCCAAAUUGGCCCAGGAAACCUGUCCAGCGCAAGAUCCGUGGCGUAGAAAAGGUCAUCGCUGUCUCGUCCGCCAAGGGUGGCGUUGGCAAGAGUACGAUUGCAGCAAAUCUAUCACUGGCCUUUGCCCGGCUCGGUUACCGCGCUGGCAUUCUGGACACCGACAUCUUUGGUCCAUCUAUCCCGACGCUCUUCAACCUGUCAGGAGAGCCUCGGUUGUCACAAAACAACCAGCUGGUUCCAAUGACAAACUAUGGUGUCAAGACUAUGUCGAUGGGCUACCUCGUACCAGAAGAGGACGCUGUGGUGUGGAGAGGCCCGAUGGUGAUGAAGGCUAUCCAACAACUACUUCACGAAGUUGACUGGGGCGCCUUGGACAUCCUUGUUCUUGAUCUGCCUCCUGGUACCGGCGACACGCAGCUAACCAUUACUCAGCAGCUUCUUCUUGAUGGGUCCAUCAUCGUCACCACGCCUCACACACUCGCCGUCAAGGAUGCUGUCAAGGGCAUCAACAUGUUUAACAAGGUCAACGUCAACAUCUUGGGCUUGAUCCAGAACAUGUCCCUCUUCAACUGCCCACAUUGUCACGGCAAUACGCACGUCUUCGGGUCCAAUGAGAGAGUUGAGCGCAUGUGCAGAGACCACAACAUCAGCUUCCUGGGCGACGUCCCCUUGCAUCAAUCCAUCGGCGACAAUGCAGACCUGGGCAAGCCUACUGUCGCGGCAGAGCCGACGAGCGAGAGGGCCGAAAUCUUCCUCAAGAUCGCCAGAGACAUUGCGCCGAAGAUUGACCUUUGCAUGCCUUAGCUCGCCAACCGACGUGCCCAACUCCGGAGCGCGCUGGUUCGACGUCGACAUAAUAGUGUACGAUAUCCUGUGCAGCCAAACGUUUAGUCAAGACGACCUUGGAGAUGGGGAAGUUGGGCAUCUCAUGUAUUUGUAUCAGGGGGGACCUCCGCACUAGAUGCGCAGGUUCCAGUCGCUCCCACAGUCGCCUGGGAGGGGGUAAAACGCGUGUACAAACCGUUAGCCUAUGUAGCGCGGAAACAAGACACAUUACCAGGAAGGGAACGAGACCGCUAAACCACCCAUAACGCCGCCCAAGCCUCGAACCUCCUUUUCGUUGGAAAUCCCCCCCACACGCUGGAUCCUUGGAAGC
Colletotrichum destructivum is the source of this 1547-nucleotide messenger RNA. Its product is annotated as Putative flagellum site-determining protein YlxH/ Fe-S cluster assembling factor NBP35. Gene Ontology annotation, molecular function: ATP-dependent FeS chaperone activity; ATP binding; 4 iron, 4 sulfur cluster binding. NCBI's taxonomy places the organism in Eukaryota, Fungi, Ascomycota, Sordariomycetes, Glomerellales, Glomerellaceae. Gene Ontology annotation, cellular component: mitochondrion. Gene Ontology annotation, biological process: iron-sulfur cluster assembly; mitochondrial respiratory chain complex I assembly. The transcript has 5 exons. The record is from RefSeq and is a predicted model, not a curated record. Bases 302 to 1195 code for a protein of 297 amino acids.